Molecule: messenger RNA, 1459 nt
Organism: Cyprinus carpio (common carp)
Lineage: Eukaryota; Metazoa; Chordata; Actinopteri; Cypriniformes; Cyprinidae
Product: H-2 class II histocompatibility antigen, A-U alpha chain-like
Biological process (GO): immunoglobulin production involved in immunoglobulin-mediated immune response; positive regulation of T cell activation; immune response
Cellular component (GO): membrane; MHC class II protein complex
Molecular function (GO): MHC class II protein complex binding
Source: RefSeq, a predicted model, not a curated record
UGAGUGGAGGAGGUGUUUAUCAAACUGAAACUAAGCUUUUGCCUGCUCUCAUUCACUUCAACUAAAGUUCCUCUGUCAUCGACAAACAUGGAGCUGUAUCUGGCCAUUCUUACCUUCACUGCUUUUCUCUCAGCUCAUGCUCAGUUAGAGCAUAACGAUUUCUCAAUUACUGGAUGUUCUGGAACAGAGAAAGAGUCUAUGACUGGAUCUGACGGAGAGGAGGUGUGGCACGCUGACUUUAAUCAGAAGACAGGAGUCGUUACAUUACCUGAUUUCGCAGAUCCUAUGAGCUUUCCAGGAUAUUAUGAAGCAAGUGUUGCAGAUCAAGAAGUAUGCAAACAAAACCUGGCUGUGCUCAUUAAAGCUUCCAAGAGCCCACCAGAGGAAAUGGAACCUCCUGAGACGUCCAUCUAUCCGAGGAACGAUGUGCAGCUGGGAGUUAAAAACACGCUCAUCUGUCACGUGACGGGCUUCUUUCCUCCAGCUGUCAAUGUCUCGUGGGCUAAGAACAAUGUGAUUGUGACAGAAGACGUGAGUCUGAGUCAGUACCGGCCGAGGAGCGACGGAUCCUUCCACGUCUUCUCCUCUCUGAAGAUCACUCCUGAAGAGAAAGACAUUUACAGCUGCACAGUGAACCACCAAGCUCUCCAGGGCCAACCGCAGACCAAAAUAUGGAGCGUCCCGGCGGCUGCUGCUGCUGCUGCUGUCCUGCCCAGCGUGGGUCCGGCGCUCUUCUGUGGAGUGGGAUUGACUCUGGGGCUGCUGGGAAUCACUACUGGACUCUUCUUCCUCAUUAAAGCAACUGUGACUGACACGCCAGACAUGGCCAAAAACAUCAAACAUUUAAUGCAGUGGACCCAAUCAAAGACAGUUUCUCCAGGAUUCUGAAGACAUUACAUUUGCAGUUCAUCAGAAAUCUAAAGAAAUCAGAAUAUUACUCAAUAAUUAAAAUAAGACACUUUUGCUACCUUCAUGCUAAAUGUAGGUGAUUUAGUCAUGAACUGAAAUUUUGUUUCAGAGUUUUGAACAUGUUUUAAGCUUUAUUAAUAAAAUUUAAAUGUACAACUCAUCCCAUUACAAAGCUAUAAAAAACAAUCCCUGGACAAAGCUGUUAGAAAUAAAGCAUGCAGGGACUGAGAAGGCACAGACGUGCAGAAGGGUAUUUUACAGUGAUAUAAAGCAGUCACUUUAGAAAAAUCUACAAUUGUUUUUAUCAGAUGUUAUACACUGACUAACAGCUCAUUUAUUCAUGUGCAUUUGAAUGCUUAGAAAUGAUAUUUAACUGGUUGUUUAAUCUGAUUAAAUUGAUUUACAUAUCAUAUAAUGGCUAUUUUUUUUACAUUUACAAAUGUUAGUACUUUUAAGCACUUCACGACAUUUGUAAGCAUUCAAAUGCACGUUAACCCUUUCACACAUAAGUUUAAUGUCUGCAUAAAAUAAAACCUCACCCUCUACUUGA